AACAAAUUCAAACUCGGAAAACUAUCAAUCAUAUUGUAAGAUGGUUUGCCGAUGAUCAUAUGAAUUACUACGGAGUAUAAGUUUCACCAAAAAAAAAAAAAAAUCAUACUUCCUCAUAUUUUUUAUUAUUAUUGCAGUGCUAGACAUGUUCACUUCAAGUCUGAUCUUGAGUCUAAUACUUGUUUUCUUGAAACAAAUUAUUUUUACAGAUGGCCAGACAAACUUGGACUGCGAAAUUUGUCAAGGCAAUCGUACAAAUGAUGAGUAUAGCAGAAACUUAAACAACCUUCUUUCUAUCAUAACAUCCAACACCAACAUUAUUAACAAUGGAGUCUACAACUCCUCCUUUGGGAAGGAACCCAACAAAGUUUAUGUUCUGGCCGUAUGCCGUCGAGACCUCUUAGUGACGGACUGCCAUCGUCAUAUUACUGACUCGGCGAUCAGGUUCCGGGAAGUAUGUGUUACAAGUAAUGAGUCAAUUGGAUACUAUAGUAGUGAGAGUAUAUUCCGAUAUUCAUACAAGCCUAUAUUGGAUAUCGACAGCAACAUUAACUGCACCUUUAGAGGUCCCUGGCCAGUUCCGGAGCCUUAUGUAGAGAAGUUCAGGCAGGAAUCUAGAAGUUUAUUUGAUGGACUCAUAAAGAAGACGGCAGCAGGGAAUUCGAGCGAUAAAUCUGCUGCAGGAGUUGUUAAUGUUACAGGUUCCCUGAGCAUAUAUGCAAUAACUAUGUGCAGUCCAGAUUUAUCUUCUUCUUAUUGCUUGCAUUGUUUGAAACGGGGUCUUAGUGAGAUCGAUGUCUGUUGUAGUAGUCUUCAAGGUGCCACUUUCUAUCGGUCCGGUUGUACGAUUCAGUUUGACAAUUAUCCAUUUUUCAACUUUGCUAGUUGGAAUUCCAUGCCACCAUCAAUUCUGCCACCGUUUACUCCAGCUCUAGCCCGGAGAAGAAGUAAACCAGGAAGGGGCAUUUAUAUAGUUAUCGGCGUUGUGAUUGCGAUAUUGGCAACUGCCAGCUUACUUAUAUAUUUCUCAAGGAGAUCAAAACAGAAUAAAGAUCAGAUUGAUAACAAUGAUGAGAUAAUAUGUGUCGACUUCAGAAAAUUCGAUUUAAGGGCAGUACAAGCCGCGACACAUAACUUUUCUGAUGCUAAAAAUAUAGGGAAGGGAAGUUCAGGAAGAGUAUACAAGGGAAUCCUUCCAGGUGGACAAGAAAUAGCAGUUAAGAAGCUAUUAAAAAUUGACAAAGAUUUCAAACUGAAAUUUGACAAUGAGGUUCUAUUAUUGACAAACCUACAACACAGAAACUUGGUGAAACUCCUAGGAUUUUGUGCUCGAGAGGACCUUAAGCUUCUAAUAUACGAGUUUCUGCAAAACGAAAGUCUCGAUAAGUUUCUACUCGAUCCUGCUAAGCGUGCAAAUUUUGAUUGGGAAACACGAUAUAAUGUAAUACAAGGAAUUGCUCGAGGCCUCUGUUACCUGCAUGACGAUUCUCUACUAAGGGUCAUUCAUCGAGAUCUUAAACCAAGCAACAUACUAUUAGAUGUUGACAUGAAACCCAAAAUUUCAAACUUUGGCAAGGCAACCCAUGUUCAUGAAGACCAAACUAGGGGAGCUACUAGCACAAUUAAGGGUACAUGUGGGUAUAUGCCUCCAGAGUACGCGCAACAAGGGCAGUUCUCUGUCAAAUCUGAUGUAUUUAGCUUUGGUGUCUUGCUACUGGAAAUCAUAUGUGGGCAAAUGAUCCUAUGCUUUUCAGAGGAAGAAAAUGGCAUGGAUCUUCUAAGCUAUGUGUGGAGAAAGUGGUCUGAGGGUACAGCCUUGAAUGUGGUAGAUCCAACACUCGAAAGGAUAGAGAGUCACAAAACGCAAAUGAUGAGAUGCAUAAAGAUCGCAAUGUUAUGUGUUCAAGAGAAUCCAACACACAGGCCAACAAUUGCUGCUGUUAUUUACAUGCUAAACAACGACAUGAUUACUAUACAAGAACCUUCUAAACCAGCGGAUCUAAUCUCAAGUCUCAAUUCACGUACAACAAGCUUCAUAAAGGAAGGUUUUCAGCCAUAGUUGUAAUUACAAUUCAUUCUACAGAGCAAGAGACUCAUAUUAGAAAAUAUCAUCAAUGUAAUUUGAAACAAAUCUUGUUCUUAAUAUCAUACUUGUGUAAAGAUCACUUACAUACUGCAAAUUUGUAGCAAUGCAUGAAUGUAAAUUAGCAUAUUUUGUUGA
Molecule: messenger RNA, 2221 nt
Organism: Spinacia oleracea (spinach)
Lineage: Eukaryota; Viridiplantae; Streptophyta; Magnoliopsida; Caryophyllales; Amaranthaceae
Product: cysteine-rich receptor-like protein kinase 44
Exons: 7
Coding region: 146-2059 (637 amino acids)
Biological process (GO): protein phosphorylation
Molecular function (GO): protein kinase activity; ATP binding
Source: RefSeq, a predicted model, not a curated record